AUGGCCGACGACAGACCCACUGGACUGAAGGCAAGCAAGGGCAUUGAGCUACUCACAUGGGGCACACCCAAUGGCUGGAAGGCUUCGAUCCUUCUGGAGGAGUUGAAGGAGGCAUAUGGCACGGAGUACACAUGGCAAGGGAUCAACAUCUCGCAAAACAUCCAAAAGGAGCCGUGGUUCACCAAGCUCGGCCCUAAUGGUCGCAUCCCCGUCAUUGUAGACCACGACCAGGGAGGCUUUGCGGUGCAGGAAGGUCUCGCAAUCCUGGCCUACCUUACGCGCCAUUACGACCCCGAUCACAAGUUCAGCUUCGUCGACCCGCUCGACAUUUCACGAUCAGAGCAAUGGAUGAGCUGGCAGCAUGGCGGGCUCGGUCCUAUGCAGGGACAGGCGAACCAUUUCAACCGUUUCGCAAAGGAGCGCAUCGCAUAUGGCAUGCAACGAUACACGGGUGAGACAGAGCGCCUAGUCGGCGUCUUGGACAACCACCUCAAGGACAAGGAAUAUCUGGUCGGAAACAAGUUCAGCAUCGCUGAUAUCGCGAACUUCGGAUGGUGCAACAUGCUACGCGUGAGCGGCAUCGAUCUGGAAUCGUUCCCGAAUGUCAAGGCGUGGACUGAACGUAUUCUCGCUCGUCCCGCUGUUCAGCGGGGCAUCGAGAUCCCGUCCAAGUCUCCCUUUGGCAACGACACGUAUCAGCAGAAGUUGAAGGAUGACAAGGAGUUUGCGCAGAAGGAGGAGGAGCUGGCGAAGCAAAUCAAGGACGCGAAGGAGCAGUAUGGAUACAAAUACGCUUCUCCGUGA
Molecule: messenger RNA, 804 nt
Organism: Dothidotthia symphoricarpi CBS 119687
Lineage: Eukaryota; Fungi; Ascomycota; Dothideomycetes; Pleosporales; Dothidotthiaceae
Product: glutathione S-transferase II
Exons: 2
Coding region: 1-804 (267 amino acids)
Source: RefSeq, a predicted model, not a curated record